UGCUGCAUACCUAGAUCAACUAAUCUGAUUUCAUUCAUAUUCUCCGUUAUCGUCUGACCUCCUUGCUUAAGAAAGUUAGAAAAGCAAUGUUUCGUGAGAGUUGAAAGAGCAAUCAUGACGUCUUCGAUCCUGUCAGCUAUGCGCCAUACUUUCAGAAUAUCACCGGCUUCCCUGAACGUACGACAUGUUCGUCUUUUUAACUUUCUCUCUUUAUCAGAGAUAAGAUGUUCUGCUGGGUAUUAUUCAAUCAGACAAUCCAACACAGGCAAAAUGGUGAAAGACACGCAGACUGUUAUUGAGUGAGCAAACUUAUCCCCUUUCUGAACAUAGUAAAUAUAUGAAACAGAAACCGGCGAAGGAAUGAAUCUUACAGUACCUUCAUUGUUGCUAAGGAAAUGUAUUUUCUAGGGAGUUCAACGACAUUGUCAACAUGUCGGCUUCAGACCUCGAGACUUGGCUAAAGGAGGGGGCGUCCGAGUCGGCGGGCUGGAGCAAGAGCGACGGCUCGGGAGAGACGAUCGGGCACGAGAGUGGACGAAAAAUCAUCGAAAUUCUCAAGAAAAACCCGCGCAAAGACCCGGAUAAAUACGACGAGGAUGACGUCGACCACAUGCGUCGCGUAGUCGCGUACUGCAAGCGGCAUCUAGCGCAGGAGGGAAAGGUGAAGCAGGACCCGGAUAGCAAGAGUGCGAGGAGUUUGAAGAAUUGGGGGCACGAUCCUAGUAAGGAGUAAAAAAAGGGGCUCGUUUUUUUUGGCCUUGUGUUACGUUAUCAGGAAAGCGCCUAGAGUGAAU
Messenger RNA from Annulohypoxylon truncatum, 794 nucleotides. RefSeq lists its product as uncharacterized. The transcript is spliced from 2 exons. The record is from RefSeq and is a predicted model, not a curated record. The coding region runs from base 431 to 733 and encodes 100 amino acids. NCBI's taxonomy places the organism in Eukaryota, Fungi, Ascomycota, Sordariomycetes, Xylariales, Hypoxylaceae.